UGCUUUUUUCACGCUUUUUCGUGCUUUUGAUUUCCUUUUUUCACCUCUUCAACGACGACCGCGACGAUGGCGACAUCAAGGCCCACAACUGCAUCACACACACACCCUGUCGACGGAUUCCAUGAUAUGACUUCGAAGGACUACUAUGCAGACUCUUACGCACAUUUUGGUAUACACGAGGAAAUGUUGAAAGACAGCGUUCGAACUGGGUCCUAUCGCUCUGCGAUCGUCAACAACGCCCAUCUAUUCAAAGGAAAAACCGUGCUAGAUGUCGGUUGUGGAACAGGUAUCCUAAGCAUGUUUGCUGCAAAAGCCGGUGCCUCUCACGUUGUCGGGAUCGACAUGUCAAAUAUUAUUGAUCAAGCUCAAAAAAUUAUCGAAGCCAACAACUUCAAAGAUACCAUCACGCUUGUCAAAGGGAAACUUGAAGAAGCUGACCUACCCAUAAAACAGUUUGACAUUAUCAUCUCCGAAUGGAUGGGAUACUUCCUGCUCUAUGAGUCUAUGCUUGACACCGUCCUUCUCGCGAGGGAUAAAUAUCUCAAACCCAAUGGUCAUAUCUUCCCCGACAGCGCUGCAAUGUAUAUCGCUGCCAUUGAAGAUCAGGAUUAUAAGGAAGAGAAGAUUAAUUUCUGGGACAAUGUCUACGGCUUUGACUUUUCCUGUAUAAAGGAUAUCGCCUUGCGUGAACCUUUGGUUGAUACUGUGGAUUUAAAAUCCGUCGUUACGGACCCAUGUAUGAUUAAGCAUAUCGACCUCACGACAGCUAGAAAAGAAGAUCUGAGUUUUGAGGCGCCUUUUACCCUCACAGCUACGCGGAACGAUUACGUUCACGCUUUCCUUGCUUGGUUCGACAUUUCCUUUGAAUGCACCCAUAAAAAAGUCAAAUUUUCGACCGGGCCGCAUGCCCAAUACACGCAUUGGAAGCAAACAGUGUUCUACACUCCUAGCACCAUCACUGUUUCAGAAGGCGAAUCUAUUACCGGUCGAUUAACGUGUGCACCCAACGAACGCAACAAUCGUGAUCUGGACAUCUCAAUAUCAUACAAGACCCCCCGCGAUCACGAAGCUACCAUGCAAUACAAAAUGUCGUGAUUGUGAAGAUGGAGAUUUUCUGCUGGUCUCCCGGUUUGGAUGUCCGCGCGUUCAUGAUUCAAGUCCUUUUUUGCUAUUACGUCCCUGAAUGAUUCACCAUCCGCUUUCGAACUUUACAUUGAUGACUUUACAGGUAUUAAUACCCCAUUGUCGGUUCGCAAAUUCACCUUGAAUGCGUUAUCGUGUCUCUCAAAAUGUAUUAUCAUAUAUCUACCACCUCUAGCCGCAUUCCUUAUUCGUGUAUCCGCUGUCAUAGUCGUAGCACAAUAGAUUCUGAUCUGGUUGAUAUAUCCUCACCAUGCGGGGAAAAGCGCAGACGAGAUUACUUUUUUUACAUAAGUA
Messenger RNA from Marasmius oreades (fairy-ring Marasmius), 1437 nucleotides. RefSeq names its product type I protein arginine N-methyltransferase Rmt1, variant 2 (gene RMT1). The coding region runs from base 67 to 1095 and encodes 342 amino acids. Gene Ontology annotation, cellular component: nucleus. Gene Ontology annotation, biological process: peptidyl-arginine methylation. The record is from RefSeq and is a predicted model, not a curated record. Gene Ontology annotation, molecular function: protein-arginine N-methyltransferase activity. The transcript has 10 exons. NCBI's taxonomy places the organism in Eukaryota, Fungi, Basidiomycota, Agaricomycetes, Agaricales, Marasmiaceae.